GCCACAUGCAAUUCAUUCUGCUGGUUGUUUUUGUUUUAUUGUCAAUAUCUGACCAUUUGAGUCUUUUCGCAAAGAGCCGAUGCGUCAUUUAAUCGCGGUCUAUUGUACACGCAGUGAUGAGCUCCGGGUCUGGGAACGCGUCCCAUCGCUGUUCUAUGUCUUCAUCGGCAGAUUUCUCCGAUGAUGAAGAAUACAGCGUGAAAUCCGGCUGUCUGUCGCCGGCACCGGGGGACACGUUACCGUGGAAUUUACCCAGACAUGAGCGCUCAAAGCGGAAGAUCCAGGGAGGAUCCGUGCUGGAUCCAGCCGAGAGAGCUGUGCUCAGAAUUGCUGAUGAAAGAGACAGAGUCCAGAAAAAGACUUUUACUAAAUGGAUAAAUCAGCACCUGUUAAAGGUACGAAAGCAUGUGAAUGACUUGUAUGAGGAUUUGCGAGAUGGACAUAACCUGAUCUCCCUUCUGGAGGUGUUGUCUGGUGAGACACUGCCGCGGGAGAAGGGCCGCAUGCGCUUCCAUAGACUCCAGAAUGUACAGAUUGCACUGGACUACUUAAAAAGGCGACAGGUGAAACUAGUGAACAUCAGAAAUGAUGACAUCACGGACGGCAAUCCAAAACUGACAUUGGGUUUAAUAUGGACCAUAAUUCUGCACUUUCAAAUCUCAGACAUCCAUGUGACAGGAGAGUCCGAGGACAUGACGGCUAAAGAGAGACUUCUGCUGUGGUCCAAGCAGAUGACUGAAGGCUAUGUAGGGGUCCGCUGUGACAACUUCACUACCUCCUGGAGGGAUGGACGACUGUUCAACGCUAUUAUUCAUAAGUACAGGCCUGACCUGGUGGAUAUGAGCCUGGUAUCAACACAGAGCAGCAGAUCAAACUUAGAACAAGCGUUCUGUGUGGCCGAGCAGCUUGGUGUGGCACGAUUACUCGACCCAGAGGACGUGGACGUGUCUUCUCCGGAUGAGAAGUCAGUCAUUACUUACGUAUCAACGUUAUAUGAUGUCUUUCCCAAAGCACCAGAAGGUAUGGAGGGUGUCAAUGCAAAUGAUGUGGAUAUUAAAUGGGUGGAAUAUCAGAACAUGGUGAAGUACCUCAGCCAGUGGAUUAAACACAAUGUGACUGUGAUGUCAGACAGAAAUUUCCCCAGCAAUCCUGCGGAACUAAAGGCACUUUAUACACAGUAUCUGCAGUUUAAAGAGAAUGAAAUACCGGUGAAAGAGAAUGACAAGGCCAAAAUCAAACAUCUCUACAAAAUGCUAGAGAUGUGGAUUGAGUUUGGUCGCAUCCAGCUCCCUCAGGGUUGUCAUCCUAAUGAUGUGGAGAAGGAAUGGGGCAAACUGAUCGUGGCCAUGUUGGAGAGAGAGAAGAGCCUGAGGCCUGAGCUGGACAGACUUGAAAUGCUGCAGCAAAUUGCAAACAGAGUCCAGCGAGACUGUGUUACUGGAGAGGACAAAUUAGCCUUAGCGCGGACUGCUCUGCAGUCGGAUGCCAAACGGUUGGAAUCUGGGAUUCAGUUUCAGAAUGAAGCAGAGAUCGCUGGUUUCCUGCUGGAAUGUGAGAAUUUAUUGAGGCAGCAGGUGGUGGAUAUUCAGCUUUUACUGGAUGGCAAAUUCUACUUGGCUGAUAAGCUUGUUCAAAGGGUAUCUCAACUGCGUGAUGACCUGUUGACUUUGAGAAUGGAGUGUUCAUCUGUGUACAGUAAAGGACGAACACUGACCUCAGAACAGACCAAGAUGAUGAUAUCUGGCAUCACGCAGAGUCUGAACUCUGGCUUUUCUUCAAACUUCACCGCUGGACUGUCCCCUGCGCUCACACCCGGAGGUCUGGUUAGCAGCACCCCUGCACUGACCCCGGCCAUGACCCCCAGCAUGCAGCCCGCAUCGGUCCAGGCCUAUCUCUCCAGUAGAGGUGGAGGAGAAGUGGAGCCCGGUGUACUUCAGCAGCUCAAACACAUGCAGAUCCGCAAGCCCAUGCUCAAGUCAUCUUUCGUGGAUCCCAACUUGACUGAGGACGAGGUUAAUAUGAAGUUUGUGCAGGAUCUGCUUAACUGGGUUGAAGAAAUGCAGGUUCAGCUAGAUCAAGCAGAAUGGGGAUCUGAUCUGCACAGUGUUGAUUCAAAUUCAGAGAAUCAUAAAGAUGUGCACAAAGCCAUUGAAGAAUUCCAGAUGAGCAUUAAAGAAGCCAAACUGAGUGAGAUUCAGAUGACCCAGCCAUUGAAGCAGAGUUACUCUGAGAAGUUGAGCAAGCUAGAGAGCCAGUACACAAGGCUGCUGAAAUGCUCUAGCGAGAGGCAGAAGCAUCUGGACAGCUUGUAUGACUUUGUAUCGCGAGCUACUCAAGAGCUCAUCUGGCUUAAUGAGAAGGAGGAAGAGGAAGUGGCUUUCGACUGGAGCAAACGAAACAGUAACAUUUCCAGGAAGAGGGAUUACCAUGCUGAUCUCAUGAGAGAACUGGAUGAUAAGGAGGAGGUGAUCAAGUCUGUUCAGGAGAAGGCCGAGAUCCUCCUACUGGAGAACCAUCCUGCCAGACUCACCAUAGAGGCAUACAAAGCAGCCAUGCAAACCCAAUGGAGCUGGAUACUGCAGCUUUGUCACUGUGUGGAGCAACACAUGAAAGAGAACGCUGUUUACUUUGAUUUUUUUAAUGAUGCCAAAGAGUCGUUGGAUUACCUCAAGAAUCUCCAAGAUGCCAUCCACAGGAAGUAUAGCUGCGACCGAAGCAGCAGUUUGCAUAGGCUGGAGGAUCUAAUUCAAGAGUCCAUGGAUGAGAAAGAGCAGCUCCUGAAGUACAGCAGCACUGUUGGAGGGUUGGUGGGUAGAGCAAAGUCUGUUGUUCAGCUCAAAGCUCGCAACCCAGAGAAUCCCGUCAGAACAUCCAUAACUGUCAAAGCCAUCUGUGACUACCGCCAGAUAGAGAUCACUAUCAAUAAAGAAGAUGAGUGUGUCCUGGUGAGUAAUUCUCACAGAGCCAAGUGGAAAGUCAUCAGUCCAUCAGGAAAUGAGGCUAUGGUGCCUUCAGUCUGUUUCAGUGUGCCACCACCCAAUAAAGAGGCAAUUGAAAUGGCAAGCAGGAUUGAGCAGCUGUAUCAGAAUGUUCUGACUUUGUGGCAUCACUCCCACAUCAACAUGAAGAGCGUGGUGUCCUGGCAUUAUCUGAUGACUGACAUCCGUGCCAUCCGCAAAAGCACUGUUGCCUCUAUCAAGACCCUGCUCCCAGGUGAUCACCAGCAAGUGCUGAGCAGCUUGCAGUGCCACUUUGAGGACUUCUUAAAGGACAGCGAUGACUCGGAGGUGUUUACAGUUGCCGACUGCACUCAGCUGGAAAAAGAGGUUCUGGCGUGUAGGGAGUACUAUGAGGAGCUCCUCAAAUCUGCAGAAAGAGAAGAACAUGAGGAGUCUGUGUAUAACCUCUUCAUCUCUGAGGUACGUAACUUCCGCAUGCGUGUGGAAGCUAAUGAGGAACAACUUAUCCGGAAAAUCAGAACUCCACUAGAUAGAGAUGACCUGCAGGUGUGUGUGCUGCGCAUCACUGAACAGGAGAAGAAAAAGGUAGAGUUGGAUAGGUUGAAGGAAGAUCUGGAGACCCUUAGGGAGAAGUGUGAAGUGUUCCUCAGACAAGCAGAAGCAUCUCCAUCUGUCCCCACUUUGUCUUCUGAGCUCAAUGUCCUCACCCAGAGCAUGAACCAGGUCUACUCCAUGUGCUGCAUCUACCUGGAGAAACUAAAGACAGUGAGUUUGGUGGUGAAACACAGUCAGAACGCUGAAGCUCUGGUCAAACUUUAUGAAGCCAAGUUGUGUGAGGAGGAUACAAUCAAUGCUAACAUCAAAUGUAUUGAUGAUGUUAUGAGCACUCUUAAGCAAUGGAGAUCUGAAAUCGAUGAAAGACGCGAGGUAUUUCAUGAUUUGGAGGAUGAGCUGCAGAAGGCGCGAGUGGUCAGUGAGCGCAUGUUCAAAACACACAACGAGCGAGACUUUGAUUUAGACUGGCACAAAGAGAAGGCUGACCAGCUCAAAGAGAGGUGGCAGAACAUUCACUCUCAAAUCGAAAACAGGCUUAGAGAUUUGGAAGGCAUCAGUAAAUCUCUGAAGUACUACAAAGACACAUACAACAGCCUGGAUGAAUGGAGCAAAGAAAUGGAGGCCAAGCAGCUCAAGGCACAAGAGAAUCAACCUGAGGACAGCAAGGCUUUGGCCGAGUUCCUGAACCAGCAGAAAGUUCUAGUUGCAGAAAUUGAACAAAAACAAAGUAAAAUUGAGGAGUGCCAGAAGUAUUCAGAGCAGUAUGCAGUGGGAGUGAAAGACUAUGAGUUGCAACUGAUGACCUACAGAGCCAUGGUUGACUCCCAGCAUAAGUCUCCUGUGAAGAGGAGGAAGAUGCAUAGUUCCUCUGAUGUCAUCCAGCAAGAGUUUAUGGACCUUCGUACACGUUACACAGCCCUGGUCACUCUCAUGACGCAGUAUGUGAAGUUUGCAGGUGAAACCCUGAAGAGGGCGGAAGAGGAUGAGAGGUCUGUUGAGGAUGAGAAGAAAGAGCAUGGCGAUAAGGUUAACAAGUUAUUGAACUGGAUGUCCAGUAAGAAUACAAACCUGAACAAAGAUGGAAAGUCUCCGAGUGAUUGUAAACCCAGCACUGAGAGCUCUAGUAAGCCCCAGAUGUCAAUGGAAGAGAUGGUGACAAAAAAGGAACAAAUUGCAGAGGCAUUGAGAACAACUCAACUGAUGCUAACCAAACACAGUGACAAAAUGACUGAGGAAGAAAAGCAAGAAACAAAAGAACAGCUCAAAUCUCUUCAUCAGGCCUACAGCGAGAUCUCUCAGCAGUGUGCAGAGGCAGCUUCUUCUGAUGAUCAGGCUGCUGUGGAUAAGCAGAGAGAGUUCUCAGAGAAGCUUCAGGAGCUAUUUGAUGAUCUAACACAGACAGAGAACCGGCUCAUUGGCCACCAGCAGCAGGCAGUCAGUGCAAAUACUGUAGGAGAUGUCCAGCAGUACCAACAAGAGCAUCAGGCUUUACAGAAAGACCUGCAGGCUAAUGCCAGUGCUCUAAAUGAAGUCAUCAGCAGCACAAAGAAGUUUCUGGAGGAGAACCGCAGUAAACUCACUCCAGAGCAGAUAUUAGCUCUUGAGAACAAACUGGAGGAACUGAAGAGCAAGGCAAAUACACUUAACCAGAGGGCAGAAGAGUCCAGAAAAGAUCUCGAAAAGGUGUUAACAAGUGCUAUUAAGCAAGAGACUGAGAAGGUUGCAGCUGUUGAGCAACUUGAAGAGAGCAAAAACAAGAUCGAGGGUCUUCUGGACUGGAUCUCCAACAUUGGCAAAGAAAAAGAGAUGGGUGGAAUACAGAAGGAUCAGAUGAUAAAACAGAAUGGGAACCUGCUGGAGAACACAUCUAUGAAGAAAAUCAUUGGAGAGGCAGAUGAUCCAAAUGGAAAUGCAUUGGACUCUACAGAUAACACACCUCUACACACUGCUGAAGAGCAAGACAGUAAAUCCCUGGAUCUUGACAAGCAGUAUGACAGGGUUCAAGCCCACCACCGGGAAAUUUUGUCCCAGCAGCAGGACCUGAUCAUUGCCACACAGUCAGCACAAGCUUUACUCGACAAACAGGCUCAAGUCCUGUCACCCGCUGAGAAAGAGAAACUACAGAGAAACAUUAAAGAGCUGAAGGGCCGCUACGAGGCGUCGCUCACCCAGGCUGAGCAGCAGAUGAAGCAGCUCCACAGCGUUCAGGAGGAGCUCCAGAAGUUCCAGGGUGAUUGUGAGGAGUUUGAGACGUGGCUCCAGCAGGCUCAGGGGCAGAUGGACAAGCUAGGGAUGCCUGCUGCGGGUCUGGAUACUUUGAAUAGUAAUCUACAGAGACAGAAGAGCUUCUCUGAGGAUGUCAUCUCUCAUAAAGGAGACCUGCGCUUCAUCACCAUCUCAGGGCAGAAGGUGUUGGACGCAGCGAAGGUCUGUAUGCGUGCUGAAUCUGGAGGAACGGACAGCCUGCCAGCAGUGGACAUGACUGGGACCUGUGCUGCAGUGAAAGACAAGCUGGACUCUGCUGCUGCUCGCUACAAAGCUUUGCACACACAGUGCAAUCAGCUAGGAAGCAACCUCAGAGAUGUGGUGGACAAGUACAGGAAGUAUGAAGAUGCCAGUGGAGCUCUGGUGAAGUGGCUCAAUGAUUCUGAAGAAGAGUCUAGAAGACAGCAGUCUGAACCCAUCGCUGGAGAUCCACAGACAUUACAGAGACAGCUGGAGGAGACCAAGAGUCUUCAGGGUCAGACAACAGACCGACAGGCUGCUGUGGAUACACUGAAAAAAACAGCUGACGCUCUGAUCACUGCAGAGGGUGACCUGCUGGCCAGUACAGAAGAGAUUCAAGAGACUGUGGAUGACAUCACAGAGAGAUAUGAGAACUUGUCUCGAUCAGUGAGUGAUCGCAACGAGAAGCUGCAGGUGACACUGACUCGCUCUCUGAGCGUGCAGGACGGGCUGGAUGAGAUGAUGAGCUGGAUUCAGUCGGUGGAGGAGAGAUUGAAAGAGACAACACACUUGCCACUUGACACAAACUGCAUCACACAUGCACUCAGCAAAGAGGCAGCUCUGGAGCAGGACAUGUCCAGCAGGCAGAGCAGCAUCGCCGCCAUGAAGACAAAGGUUGGGAAGUUUGUGGAGAGUGCUGAUGCAGCGGCCGCUGCUCUGCUGCAGGGUAAGAUGGAGAGUCUUUCUCAGCGCUUCACUGACGCCUCUGAACAGCACAAGAAGAAGGUCUCUCAGAUGGAGGAGCUCAGAGAGAAGGUGGAGCAGUUUGAAAAGACAUCUGAAAAGGUUCAUCAGUUUGUGGUGAAGAGCUCACAGGCUUUAUCAGAGACAGAUGGACCAGGAAAGAACGUAAUUGAGCUCUCGCAGCUCAUCCAGGACACUAAUGCUGAGUUAGCCGAGCAUGCAAAGGAUGUUGAAACCCUACAGAAACUGUCAGAAGAACUCAGCAAGCUGGAUCCUGAAGGAAGCAAAGCUCUUAUUCAGAGCAAGAUGAAGAACAUCUCUAACAACUUCAAUGCUUUGAAAGAUACAGUUCAAGAGAAAAAGCAGGAGGUUUCGUCCUGCCAAAGUUCACUGGAGGAGUUUAAAGCAACAACAGGGGUGUUCAUUAAAUGGCUGAAGGAGACAAAAGAGCAAGUGCCAGCGCCUGAGCACAACUGCAGUGAACAGGGCCUGAGAAAAGACCUGCACACAGUCAAUGGCUUGUUAGAUGAAUGGACAUCCAAAGCUCCAGCAGUUCAGGAUAUCAAUAGCAGAGGCUCUGCUUUAUGUAGCCUAAUCAGUGUUUUGACAUCACCGGCCAAAGCCAAGAUACAUCACAGCGCAGGAUCAGCUAUCAGUAAUGGUUCUGGUCCAGGAAGCCAUACCUAUCUGACAAACCAAGAGUUAAUGCAGGUACAGCAGAACAUGUGCUCCAUUAACACCAGUUAUGAGAACCUUGGGGAGCUCCUGAAGACCAGAUCCUCAGAGCUCAAUGCUCUAUUGAAGAAAGUUCAAGAGGUCCAUGAGCAGGCUGAUUCUUUGCUACAGUGGAUUGAGGACUCAAAGAAGACAGCAACAUCUUGGAAUAGCCAUCCGUCUGGGAAAGACUCAGUUAAAACACAGAUAGAGCAGCAAAAGGUCUUUGAAGACAACAUGAAACAAAAGCAGAAGCAGCUCCAGCAGGUGAAAGAGAACUUGCUCCACCUUAUUGAGGAACACCCUGAUUCACCCGAGGCAGAAAAGUGGAAGCACAUGCUGGCACAGAUAGUUUCAGGAAUGGAGGAGGUCAGGGGCACAGUGGAGAUCAGGAAACAGCACCUGGAGGAGUCAUCGCGUAUGAUGGAGCUCUUCAAGACGACACAGCCUCAGCUCUCGCAGUGGCUGCAGGAGAAAGAGUUGAUGAUGAGCGUUCUAGGACCCCUGUCUGUAGACCCCAACAUGCUUAACACACAGAAGCAGCAAGUCCAGAUUCUCCUGAAGGAGUUUGACAGCCGCAAGCCUCAGUAUGAGAAGUUAAAAGAGGCUGCCACGGUAAUCACCAAUGCAUCAGAGAAGCAGGAUUCUACAGUAGAAAAAGUUAAAGAACAGCUGGUAUCCAUUUCCCAGAAGUGGCAGUCCCUUACAGGCCAGCUGUCCCAGAGACAUGCCCUCAUUGAGCAGGCCGUCAGUAAGACAACUCAAUUCCAGAAGCUUCUGCACAGCCUCAGUGAAAGUGCCAAUCGCCUGGAGAAUGAGCUGAAUGAACAGCAGCCCCUCAGCACCCAGCCUGAUGAAGUCAGGAAGCAGCUCGAAGCCACCAAUGCAUUCCUGGCUCAGCUACGAGAGCAGAAGAAAAGGCUGCAGGAAGCCGAAACCGUCUGCUCAGAGCUUUCCGCCAUGAUGACUGAGGAGUAUCUCAGGGCAGACUUGACAAAACAGCUGGAGGGUGUCUCUAAACCAUUUAGACAACUUGAGGACAAAGCAGAAAAGCGCAUUGAGCAGCUCAACUCAGCCUUUGCCAGCUCACAGCAGUUCCAUCAGACAUCUAAAGACUUCCAAACCUGGCUGAAUCAAACACUUCAGGAACAGUGUAAGCCCCAGUCCAUCUUUGCUAACAUGGAUAUGUUACGACAGAGACUGAUGGAGAACACUGUUGUUCAGAAGUCCAUUAGUGACCAUGUGGAACCUUAUAACACAAUCAUAAAGGAGGGAGAAGCACUCCUCCAGAGCACAGAAGGAGCAGAAAAGGUGGCCCUUCAGGGACAACUUUCUGCUCUAAGGUCCAACUGGGAUGAUGUGAAGAAGAGCAAUGCUGAGCAAGCAGAAAAGCUUCAAAGUACUUUGCAGAAGGCAUUGAAGUACAAGGAACAUUCUGAGAAACUGAUCUCAUGGUUGCAGGAAUUUGAAGACCGAGGGAAGAAUGUGAAGCUCAGUGUGAACUCGGUGGAGAUUGAGAGCUCCCUCUCGCAGUUGAAGGCCAUACAGAAGGACGUUGACAAGCAUCGAGGGCAGGUCGUGAUGAUGAACGCAGCUGCAGAUAGCCUUCUUGAGGUAGUCACAUCUGAUGGUGAUACGGUUAGGGAGGAGAAGGCAGCCAUUGGUAAAAGAGUGGAUAAGCUGACUGAGGAUUUACAAGUCAAGAAAGAAUCAUUAGAAGGUAUCUCACAGAAGCUGAAAGAGUACAUCGACUUGCAAAAGGAAGCUAAAAGCCAACUGGAGAGUGCCAAGAAACAGCUUGAAUCUCAUUCUGCCUUGGGUGUCCAGGCUUACAGCAACAAGAACUUGACCAACAUGAAAGCUCAGCAGAACAGCUUAGAGAGUGUCCACAACCAGAUUGAGCAUCUGAAAAAUAUUGCAAAGAGUCUUGUGGUAAAUGUCCCUGAGGUUGAUGGUGUAACAGACCUUCUUCUCCAGGCAGACAGCUUAGAGAAAGAUCACACCGCUGUUACCAAAGAGGUAGAGGAUGCUUGCUCCACCUUGGAAAACAAACUCCAGGGCAUAGGUCAAUUCCAGAAAUGCAUUCGUGAAAUGUUUACAAACUUUUCAGACCUAGAUGAUGAGUUGGAUGGCAUGGCCCCAGUAGGCAGAGACUUCGACACCCUACGGGAUCAGCACAGCACAAUCAAAGACUUUGUAACAAAGCUUCAGGAUCUGAUGACCAACACAGCCAAUUCCAGAGAAAGUUGUAAGAAGAUGCUGGAGUCAGAGGCCUCACCAGACCUACUGGGUCUCAAGAGAGACUUGGAAACCCUGAGCAAGCAGUGUGGGAAGCUGAUGGACCGAGCCACCUUAAGAAGAGAACAGGUUGAGAACACACUUAGUCAUCUGGAAGAGUUCUAUAGCAAGGUGCAUGAGUUAACACACAAACUGAGCGGGGCCGAAAAGCAAGAGGAGUCCCAGGGGUCUGUUGGAUCGGAAACAGAGGUCAUUAACCAACAACUGGAGUCUUUUAAGGUUUUCCAGAAGGAAGUCAUUGAGUCACUGCAGAGCCAGUUGCAACAGCUGAACUCUCUUGGUCAGGGGUUGAUCCUGAACGCCGCCAAAGGCACUUGCACCAAGAACCUCGAGCAGGACCUGGAGGAGGUCAACACCAAAUGGAACACCCUCAACAAAAAAGUUGCGGAGCGAUCGGCACAGCUCCAUGAAGCCCUGCUGCACUGUGGCAGAUUCCAGGAUGCACUGGAGUCUCUUCUCAGCUGGCUCACAGACACUGAGGAGCUGGUGGCCAAUCAGAAGCCUUCAUCAGCAGAGUUCAAAGUGGUCAAAGCACAGAUACAAGAACAAAAGCUGCUGCAGAGGCUGCUGGAUGAGCGCAGAGCCACAGUGGAGCUGAUUAGCACAGAGGGCCUAAAGGUGACAGAGUUAGCUGACACUGUCGACAAGGAGAAGAUUGCAAGAGAGCUUGAAUGCUUGGGGCAGAGGUGGGAUGCCCUACUCAAGAAAGCUGAGAACAGACACAAGCUGUUGGAAAGUAUUUUGGUGGUGGCGCAGCAGUUCCACGAGACCCUUGAGCCUUUAACUGAGUGGCUGACUGCUACUGAAAAACGACUGGCCAACUCAGAGCCCAUUGGCACCCAGACAUCCAAGUUAGAGGAGCAGAUUUUACAGCAGAAGGCCUUAGAGGAGGAGGUAAUGGGCCGCAGUAAGAUCUUGUAUCAGGCCAUGAGUCUGGGUCAGUCUCUACGGGCCGUCGGCUGUGUGGAUGACAAGGAGCUGGUGCAGGCAAAGCUGGACAACACACAAAGAAGCUAUAUAGAGCUGCAGGAGCGUUGCCACAGGAAAGGCGAGCUGCUGCAGCAGGCGCUGAUUAAUGCGCAGCUCUUUGGCGAGGAUGAGGUGGCGCUCAUGACGUGGCUCAAUGAAGUCCACGGCAAACUGAGCGAAGUCUCUGUACAAGACUACACGACGGCUGUGCUGGCAAAACAGCAUGCUGAGCAGCUGGCUCUUCAUGAAGACAUUGAAUUGAGGAAACAGAAUGUUGACCAGGCCAUCCAAAACGGGUUAGAACUACUGAAACAGACCACAGGCGAUGAGGUUGUUGUCAUCCAAGGCAAACUAGAUGGAAUAAAGACCAGGUAUUCAGAGAUCAACACAAUGAGCAGCAGUGUUUCAAAGACUCUGGACAAAGCUCUGUCUCUCGCCACCAAGCUGCAAAACACCCAUGAGGAACUGAACUGCUGGCUGGAGAAGGUGGAGUCUGAACUGGCCACGUUUGAAGCUCAAGAGCCAUUCGGAGAGCAGCUGACUCACUUGCAAGAGAGGCAAAAAGCACUAAUGCAGGAGGUUAAGGAUCAGAAGCCACUGCUGGACUCUCUGAAUGAAGUCAGCAGCGCUCUGCUGGAGCUCGUUCCAUGGCGAGCUCGAGAAGGGCUGGACAGAAUGAUCACCGAUGACAACGAGCGCUACAGAUCAGCCAGUGAUGCUGUUAGCCAGCAUGUGGACCAGACUGGAGCUGCCAUCUUAAAAUCACAGCAGUUCGAAGAGGCAGCUGCUGCUGAGCUGGCGUGGCUGACUGAGGCAGAGAGGAAGUUGUCACCUCUUGGUGACGUUAAGCUCGAGCCGGAGCAGACCUCAGCUCAGCUUCAGGCUCAGAAGAGUUUCUCAAUGGACAUUAUGAGGCAUAAAGACGCUGUGGAUGGCAUUGUAAAGACUGGCGAGGCCAUUAUGAGCAGCAAAGAUGAGGUCGAGAAGCAGACACUAAAGGUGAAGCUCCAGGCCGUGUUGGACAAGUAUAACGUGGUGAGUCAGCUGAACUCUGAGCGCUGUCUGCAGCUGGAGAGAGCUCAUUCUCUGGCCUGUCAGUUCUGGGAGACGUAUGAUGAGCUCUGGCCGUGGCUGCAGGAGACCAGUGCUGCCUUCACUUUACUGGCCCAACCUGCUAUUGAAUAUGAAGCCCUCAGACAACAGCAGGAGGAACUGAGGCAAAUGAGGGAGCUGAUAGCAGAGCACAAGCCACACAUUGAUAAGAUGAGUAAAACUGGCCCUCAGCUGGUGGAGUUGAGUCCGGCGGAGGGGGAGCCCAUCAGAAACAAAUAUCAAGCUGCAGAUAAACUGUACAGCUUGCUGAAAGCUGAUGUUAAACAUAGAGCUGCUGUUCUGGAUGAGGCCAUCUCCAAAUCCACUCAGUUCCAUGAUAAGAUCGAUCCCAUGCUGGAGUCUCUGGAGCGCAUCGCUGAACGCCUACGUCAGCCGCCAUCCAUCUCUGCGGAGGUGGAGAAGAUCCGGGAGCAGAUAUCUGAGAACAAAGCUGUGACUGUAGACCUGGAGAAACUUCAGCCCUCGUAUGAAACCCUCAAGCAGAGAGGAGAGGAGAUGAUCGCUCGCUCAGAAGGAGCAGAUAAGGACCUCUCGGCCAAAGCUGUUCAAGACAAGCUGGACCAGAUGGUGUUUUUAUGGAAUGACAUCCAGGCUCUUCUGGAAGAAAGAGAGGCGAAGUUCCUGGACGUUAUGGACUUGGCCGAGAAGUUCUGGUGUGACCACUGUGCUCUGAUCGUCACCAUUAAGGACACACAUGACCUGUUGAGAGAGCUGGAGGAGCCUGGAGUUGAUCCUUCAGUGGUCAAACAACAGCAGGAGUGUGUGGAGAGCUUUAGAGAGGAGAUUGAUGGGCUUCAAGAGGAACUGAAUGUGGUCCAGAAUCUGGGGGCUGAACUCAUGACAGCAUGUGGAGAACCUGACAAACCAGUGAUUAAGAAAAGUAUAGAUGAGGUGAACUCAGCUUGGGAGACCCUGAAUAAGACAUGGAAGGAGAGAGUAGAGACUCUAGAGGAAGCCAUGCAGGCUGCAGUACAGUUCCAGGACAGUCUUCAGAACAUGUUUGACUCGGUGGAUAUUUUGGAAGGCAAACUGGACUCGAUGUCGCCUGUGGGCACAGACCUGGAAACAGUGAAACAACAGAUCAUGGAACUGAAGGAGUUCAAAGGUGAGGCGUACCAGCUGCAGAUCGAGAUGGAGAGGUUGAAUCAUCAGACCGGACUCCUGCUGAAGAAGGUGUUAGAGGAAACUGACCGCAGUCCCAUCCUGGAGCCAAUAAAUGAGCUGAAGAUGCUCUGGGAGAACCUUGAUAAAAAGAUUAUUAACAGACAGCACAAACUGGAGGGUGCGCUGUUGGCUCUUGGGCAAUUCCAGCACGCUUUAGAUGAACUUCUGGCCUGGCUUACUCACACUGAAGAGCUGCUGAGUGAACAGAGGAAGGCCUGUGGAGACCCAAAAGCCAUUGAGAUCGAGCUCGCAAAACACCAUGUGUUGCAGAAUGAUGUUCUGGCCCAUGAGAGCACGGUAGAGGCGGUGAAUAAAGCCGGCAGUGACCUGAUUGACUCCAGUGCUGGAGAGGAGGCCAGCAGUCUGCAGAACAAGCUGGAGAACCUCAAUCAACGGUGGAGAACCAUCCUGGAGAAGACUGAACAGAGGAGGCAGCUGCUGGACAGUGCCCUGUUGCAGGCUCAAGGUUUCCAUGGUGAGAUUGAAGACAUGCAGCAGUGGCUGAAAGAAACGGAGCGUCAGCUGUUAGCAUCAAAAGCCCUGGGUGGCUUACCAGACACUGCCCGCGAACAGCUUAACACCCAUCUGGAGCUUUGCAGUACAUUAGAAGCCAAAGAGGAGAUUUACAAGCAACUUCUUCACCGAGGCCAACAGAUUUUGGUCAUUACUCCUGAAGGUCAAGACAGCACCACUGAACUGGACCUGCAUAACCUGCAGGACAAAUGGGAGUGUGUGCAGGCCAAAGUGGCAGAAAGGAAGGUGAAACUGGAGGAGGCUCUGGCGAUGGCCACAGACUUCCAUAACUCACUGCAAGACUUCAUUAACUGGCUGACUCAAGCCGAGCAGACCCUCACUAUGGUGUCUCCUGCCUCUCUCAUCCUGGAGACCAUCAUGUUCCAGAUAGAUGAGCAUAAGGUGUUUGUGACGGAGGUUAAUUCACACCGGGAUCAGAUCAUGGAUCUGGAUAAGACAGGAACACACCUGAAAUACUUCAGUCAGAAGCAGGACGUGGUGUUGAUCAAGAACCUGCUGUUGAGUGUUCAGGGACGCUGGGAGAAGGUCGUGCAGAGGUCAUUGGAGAGAGGACGCUUGCUCGACGAUGCCAGGAAACGUGCCAAACAGUUCCACGAGACCUGGAACAAGCUGAUGGAGUGGCUGGAAGGGUCAGAGAGAGCUUUGGACUCAGAGCUGGAGAUCGCCAAUGAUCCUGACAAGAUAAAAAUGCAGUUAGUCCAACACAAGGAAUUUCAGAAAGCUCUGGGCAGCAAGCAUUCAGUGUAUGACACCACCAGUCGUACGGGCCGAGCUUUAAAGGACAAGACCUCCUUGCAAGAUGACAACCUAAAACUGGACGACAUGCUCAGUGAACUGAGGGACAAAUGGGACACAGUCUGUGGCAAAUCUGUGGAGAGGCAGAAUAAGUUGGAGGAGGCUUUGCUGUUCUCAGGUCAGUUCACAGAUGCUCUGCAAGCUCUGAUUGACUGGCUGUAUAAAGUGGAACCACAGUUAGCUGAAGAUCAGCCUGUUCAUGGAGACAUUGACCUCGUCCUCAACCUCAUCGACAGCCAUAAGGUUUUUCAGAAAGAGCUGGGCAAGAGGACAGGCAGCGUGCAGGCUCUGAAACGCUCGGCCCGUGAGUUGAUCGAGAACAGCCAUGACGACUCAUCCUGGGUGAAAGUUCAGAUGCAGGAGCUGAGCAUGCGCUGGGAGACUGUGUGUAGCCUCUCCGUGUCCAAGCAGACACGACUAGAGCAGUCACUCUGUCAGGCUGAGGAGUUCCACUCCACCGUUCAUAUUUUACUGGAGUGGCUUGCAGAGGCAGAACAGAGUCUUCGGUUCCACGGCGCUCUGCCUGAUGAUGAAGAAGCUCUCCGCACUCUCAUUGAACAGCACGAGGAGUUUAUGAAGAAGCUGGAGGAGAAGAGGCUGGCCCUGAAUAAAGCUACUUGCAUGGGAGAGGCCAUCCUGUCCAUCUGCCACCCGGACUCCAUCACCACCAUCAAACACUGGAACACCAUCAUUAAAGCACGCUUUGAAGAGGUAACUGCCUGGGCUCGUCAGCACCAGCAGAGACUCUCCAAUGCUCUGGCUGAACUGCUGGCCACUCAGGAACUUUUGGAGAAUUUAUUGAACUGGCUCCAGUGGGCUGAGACCACCCUUGGCGAAAAAGACAAGGAGCCUCUCCCUCAAGAGUUGGAGGAGGUCAAAGCGCUCAUUGCUAAGCACCAGACUUUCAUGGAAGAGAUGACCAGAAAACAACCAGAUGUGGACAAGAUCACCAAAACUCAUAAGCGGAAAGCUACAGCAUAUCCCCCGGUUCAGUCUCAUAUACCUGUUCUGGAGAAAGGACGAACUGCAAGAAAGAGAUCCCCAACACAGUCUAUGUACACAGCAGCGUCUCAAGCACCAAUCGAGACUAAGAACCCCAGAGUCAACCUGCUGGUUAGUAAGUGGCAGCAGGUGUGGCUGCUGGCCCUGGACAGGCGGAGAAAACUCAACGAUGCUCUGGACAGACUAGAGGAGCUCAAAGAGUUUGCCAACUUUGACUUUGACGUGUGGAGGAAACGCUAUAUGCGCUGGAUGAACCACAAGAAGUCCCGUGUCAUGGAUUUCUUCCGGCGCAUUGAUAAAGACCAAGAUGGCAAAGUCACAAGGCAGGAGUUCAUCGAUGGCAUCCUGUCCUCAAAGUUCCCCACCAGUCGUUUGGAGAUGAGUGCAGUGGCAGACAUCUUUGAUAGGGAUGGUGACGGUUAUAUUGACUACUAUGAGUUUGUUGCUGCUCUGCAUCCCAACAAGGACGCCUACAAACCAUUAACUGAUGCUGACAAAAUUGAAGAUGAGGUGACUCGCCAAGUUGCAAAGUGCAAGUGUCCCAAACGGUUCCAAGUAGAGCAAAUUGGUGCCAACAAAUAUCGGUUCUACCUUGGAAACCAGUUUGGAGAUUCUCAGCAGCUGCGUCUGGUGCGGAUCCUGCGCAGUACGGUGAUGGUGCGGGUAGGGGGUGGUUGGAUGGCCCUCGAUGAGUUCCUGGUGAAGAAUGACCCAUGCAGAGUUCAUCACCACGGGAGUAAAAUGUUGCGCUCGGAAUCAAACUCGUCUAUUACUCAGUCUCCUAUAGGUUGGCAACUCUCACACUUUCUCUCCUUGCUUCAUCCCAGUGCUAAAGGCAGAACCAAUGUGGAGUUGCGAGAGAAGUUCAUCCUCCCAGAAGGCACCACACAGGUGAUGGCUAGCUUCCGCUACAGAGGUCGAAGGUCACGGCCUUCCUCAAGAGGCGCCUCACCAAACAGAUCCAAUUCCAGCCACAGCUGCCAACCCAACCCAUAUGGAGCCAACACACCCAAGACUCCCCAACAAUUAACUCGCAAUUAUGAUAAACCCUGGCUGACAAACAGCAAAUCCGCUACGCCUCUUAAAUCAUCUGACUCCUUUGACAGCCAGUCGUCCAAUGAGAGCACCCCCAUUCAGGGCAGCAAGCUUCGUCUUCCAGGAUAUUUAUCCGGAAAGGGUUUUCAGUCGGGAGAGGAUGGCACCUUGAUCAAUGCUGCAGUCAUGAAGGCUAAAGGUCAAGCCAUAGGAUCUAGUAAGAUCCCAAGCAGACCUGGCAGCAAAGCCGGAAGCAGAGGGAGUAGUCGCCGCGGCAGCGACGCCUCAGACUUUGACAUUUCCGACAUCCAGUCAGUCUGUUCAGACGCGUCAGAGACAGUGACAGACUCGGGACGGCCGACGCCCCGCUCCGCCUCACGCCAACACAGGGGAAAACCCUCAAAAAUCCCAACUCCCCAAAGGAGGAACACCCCUACUGGCAAACUGUCCAAGACCACCAAGAGAUAGUCAACAGUUCGGUCAAAAAAUAAUAAAACAGCCACAUUCUGGGCCAUAAUUGACCAAGAGUGGACAGUCGUAGAGUCAUACUAAAGACUGCAAAGUGUUAUAAAAAAGCGUAGCAAGAUGUAAAUUAUUCUGUUGUGAACUUGAAGAGAAAGUUCAUGUGGAGUGUGUGUAUUGAAUGCAAUGUAUUUGUCCUGUACUUUAUGUGAAUAAUGUUGCGUUGUUAUUGUUUUGUUUUAUCGCUGGUUAGCGAACAGCAAAAACAGACUGUAUGUUGUUAGGUAAACUAACACUUUUCCAUAUGUUUGUGUCGAGGGAGAAGCUGAAUGUACAGUCAUUUCCUCAAGCAGACAUGCUUGUUGGUGAUAAUAUCUCUCUGUGAUCUGCCAGGACACCACAAUUAUUUAUUAAUCUAUUUAAAGUGCAAUGACGAGCUGCUGUUAUGCAUUUAAAGGGUAAUACAAUACUUCCAACUGUAAUCACUGCUAGCGUACAACACUACAGUUAACCAUGUUUAUGAGCUUUUAACUUACAAGUUGUAGCUUCCACAGGUUAAAUGGAUAUGUUCGGAAUAGCAUACUUCCAUACUACCCUUAAUAUUGCUGCAGAGCACAGUACACACAUUUUAUGUAUGCAUGAAAUACCUAGAUUACGGGUCUGUUCCAAAACCUAGUGAGCUGCCUCCGGAGGCAGCACUUUAAGAUAUCAUAAGUGCCCUCCCGACAGAAAAGCUAUUUCAAAAUCGUAAUUAUGCUGCCUUAUAUGAUAUCUUGUUUUGGCCAAAUUCAAAGGUAUCAUCGUACGUAUCCUUCCCUGGGUAGGCAAUCCCAUAAUGAACCGUGAUGAGCUCAGUAGAAAAAUUCAUCUAAGAUGGCGGACGAAGUGGGAAAAAAUGUCAUUAUAAUAUACUUAUAAUUAAUUUAAACGUUUAAUUAAAACGUUUCGAUAAAAAUGUGUUUAAUAUGAUAGAAAACUAACUAUUUUACCCAAAAUGUGUGCUAUUCGUAUUUAUGCUCAUUAGAGUAUCACGUCGUUCCUCUGGCGUCACCUGUAUGGAAAUUAUUUGCGAGUCGAGUCUUGAAUGACGCGUUGAGCUGCCCCCUUUGUAGAGUGUUUCAAAUCGUUUUUUUUUUAUGAGGCUCCAUUUCAGUAAGGAUGCUGCCAUUGAAGACAGCUGCCUAUGUAGGCAGGAGACAGCGAAGCAGCUUACUAAGUUUUGGAAAAGAACCAACAUACUACAUCUGCCGAAAAUGACUCCUUAUUUAACAAUAAUGCAAAAUAUUAAGACAUUUUUACACAAAAUUGGAUUAAAAAUGGCAAUAGGCAUUUUUAGUUCCAAGAUGAUAACUGGAUUCCACUCAAAUGCAACAUGACAAAGGUCAUGUGACAACACUGUAGCAUACUGCUGUUUCACGUACUCUUUAAAAAAGAAAAAAAAAAAAAGAAAAGAAUAUAUACUGCACAGUAUUUACUUAGUAAGCUAGUAUUCCAUUCUGAGCAUAGACAAUGUUUCUUUUAAUCAAAUCACAGAUUGCGUGCCACCUAACUGUGACUAGAACUUUCCAAGUGCAAUCAUGCCUGUGUACUCUAUGGUUAACUGUUAUUUGCCUGAAUGAUGCAGAUUACUCACAACUUUUUGUAAUAAAUCUGCUUGCAGAAAGCUCUGCCGACACAA
Molecule: messenger RNA, 18468 nt
Organism: Myxocyprinus asiaticus (Chinese sucker)
Lineage: Eukaryota; Metazoa; Chordata; Actinopteri; Cypriniformes; Catostomidae
Product: dystonin-like
Exons: 96
Coding region: 117-16796 (5559 amino acids)
Biological process (GO): cytoplasmic microtubule organization; intermediate filament cytoskeleton organization; hemidesmosome assembly
Cellular component (GO): focal adhesion; membrane; hemidesmosome
Molecular function (GO): calcium ion binding; structural molecule activity; microtubule binding
Source: RefSeq, a predicted model, not a curated record